Messenger RNA from Limulus polyphemus (Atlantic horseshoe crab), 954 nucleotides. Its product is annotated as sugar phosphate exchanger 3-like. Gene Ontology annotation, biological process: transmembrane transport. Gene Ontology annotation, molecular function: transmembrane transporter activity. The annotation marks the transcript as partial. Lineage: Eukaryota; Metazoa; Arthropoda; Merostomata; Xiphosura; Limulidae. Gene Ontology annotation, cellular component: endoplasmic reticulum membrane. The transcript is spliced from 9 exons. The record is from RefSeq and is a predicted model, not a curated record.
AAAUGGAACAAGCGUCACAUGUUUGAUGACAGCUAUGAUGCUUCUUUAUUUCUGGGGACUUUGGACACUGUCUUCAUGGUUUCUUACUCUGUGGGACUGUUUAUCAGUGGUGCACUUGGAGACCGGUUUGACUUAAGAAAAGUUCUAGCCAUAGGAAUGUGGCUUUCAGCUAUAAUGACCUUUCUUUUCGGAACACUGAGUGGCUGGUUAAAAAUCUAUAACUAUUAUUGGUAUGUGGCAUUCUGGUUGUUGGGAGGCUUAGCACAAUCCUCAGGUUGGCCAUGUGUUUUAGCCAUCAUUGGUAAUUGGUUUGGUAAGUCGAGUCGUGGACUGGUAACUGGUUUGUGGGGAGCUUCACCAUCUAUAGGAAAUAUAAUAGGUGCCUAUACUGUUGCUUCUGUUCUUCAUUUUGGUUACGAAUAUGCUUUCUUGGUGCCAGCUUUACUGAUGUUUGCUUGGGGGAUUGUGGUAUACUUCAGUGUUAUUCCUUCUCCUCGGGAUGUAGGUUUACCAGAUGUUGCUGAGGAUGAAGCUCUUAGUGGAGACCGAGAACCACUCCUUAGACCUGAUCAUCCUGGAUUUACAGAGAGUGCUGAUUCUGAUGAAAUACCUUUACUUUUAAGACCUGAUGCUAUAAGUUUUUGUCAUGCUCUUUUCAUUCCUGGAGUAAUACCUUACUCUUUAGCUUAUGCUUGCUUGAAGUUGGUCAACUAUUCUUUCUUCUUUUGGCUCCCAUAUUACCUCCAAAGUAAGUAUGGUUGGAAAGAAGCAGUAGCAGAUCGUCUCUCCGUGUGGUAUGAUGUUGGAGGAAUCAUAGGUGGUGUUUUAAUAGGUCUUGCUUCUGACAAAUUAGGAGUUCGAUCACCUUUAAUGGGUAUUAUGUUACUUCUUUCACCGCUGUCACUUUUCAUUUACAAAGGUAGGAAUAUAUAUGUGUAACAGUUGAUGUAGUUA